AUGCCACCGAAAUCAAAUGAUGCAGAUGAUGUUUUAGACUUUAUUAAUUCAUUACCAGACUCAAAAUCUGGAACUCCAAAGCCAACUGAUGAUGGUAAUAAGGAUAAUAGUGAAGAUUUCUUGGAAUUUUUAGAUGAAUUAGCAGCCCAUGAUAAAAGUAAACCAUCUACAGGUCUGCCAGUAGUCAAUUCUGUAUUAAAACCAUCCACAUCCAAGGAACCAAAGGAAUCAAAGGAAUCAAAGCAACCAAAGGAAUCCAAAAAUGAAGUGGAAAUUAAAACCCCAAUAGUUGAAUCUUCAGAUGGUGGUCAAGAUGUAAGUACUCCAGAACCAGAAAUUGAUCCAAUUGGAAGUAUUUCUACCUGGUGGAAUAAGGAAGGUUCUAAUAAAGUUUCAUCUCUUUGGGGUUCAAUUGCUUCUAAUGCUCAACAAAUCACUGAUACUACUUAUCAAAUUGCUUCAACUACCACAAAUCAAAUCUCUCAACAACGUCAAAAACUUUUAUCUGAACAUAAUUUUAAUGCUGAUCAAAUCACACAAUUAGAUUCUUUGGGGGAAAGAUUAAAUUCUGUCUUUACCAAUAUGUCUCAACAAAUUACUCAAGGAUUAAUUGGUCCAGAUGAUGAACUCUUGAAUAUCUUAUUAGUUCAUGACUUGUAUAAUGUCAACUAUUUGGAUAAAGAAUGUGCCCUCAAGUUUAAUAAAGUUAUGGAUCAAGUUGAAGGUGGGAUUAGAGUGACUGUAAAUAAUUUUAAUCAUAAGGAACAAGAGAAUGAUAAAGUUAAUUUAAAUUUAUUUCAUGGGAAAAUUAUUGAUGGUGAAAAGCUUUGCUUUGCCAAUUUAGAAUCAUCUAUUAAAGAUUAUUCAAGUUAUACAUUAGCAGAUGAAAAUGCAAAGAAAGAGGAAGGAAUUGAUCAAACAAAGGAUACUAGUCAAACCAUUAAUAAAUCAAAUAUAUUCAUCUCAAUUCAACCAAUUACUAGUCGUACUAGUAAUGAAGAAACAGAACCAAAGGAUGAAAACUCCCCAAUUUUAAUUGAAUCCAAUAAUAAGGAUAGUUUUGCAUUUACUCUUAUUUUGAAGGAUAUUACCAAUAAUAUCACCAUUAUUACCAAAACUCAACCAUUUUCAUUAAUAUGGGCACAAUGGCUCAAUGGCGAAUCUAGUACUGAUGAAAACAUCAAUCCAAGUGAAUGGGUUAAGGAUUGGAUUAAGGAUGGUUUAGCAUUAAGUUUUGGUGUUUUGGCACAAGAAUAUGUUGUAAAGAGAAUGGGUUAUUAA
[Candida] anglica is the source of this 1281-nucleotide messenger RNA. Lineage: Eukaryota; Fungi; Ascomycota; Pichiomycetes; Serinales; Debaryomycetaceae. The record is from the annotation of a GenBank genome assembly.